Molecule: messenger RNA, 4735 nt
Organism: Taeniopygia guttata (zebra finch)
Lineage: Eukaryota; Metazoa; Chordata; Aves; Passeriformes; Estrildidae
Gene: ELL
Product: elongation factor for RNA polymerase II
Biological process (GO): snRNA transcription by RNA polymerase II; positive regulation of transcription elongation by RNA polymerase II; transcription elongation by RNA polymerase II
Cellular component (GO): transcription elongation factor complex
Molecular function (GO): cis-regulatory region sequence-specific DNA binding
Source: RefSeq, a predicted model, not a curated record
GCGGCCCCGGCGGCCCAGGCGCGGAGGGGGAGACGGUCCCAAGAUGGCGGCGCUGCAGGCGGAGCGCGGGUACGGGCUGUCCUGCGGCCGCCUCGGCCGCGGCACCCGCGUCUCCGUCUUCCACGUCAAGCUCACGGAGAGCGCCCUGCGCGCCUUCGAGAGCUACCAGGCCUGUAAGGAUGCUGUGACGUCAAAACCAGUCAUCCAGUUUCAAGGAAGCCAAGGGCACAUCGCCAUCCCGAGGCCCGAUCGACCGGCGGAGGUGCGGACCUUCACCUUUUAUCUCUCCAACAUUGGCAAGGACAGCCCCCAGGGGAGCUUUGACUGCAUCCAGCAGUAUGUGUCCAGCAAUGGCAAUAUCCAUUUGGAUUGCCUGGGAAGCAUACAGGAUAAAAUCACCGUGUGUGCUACUGAUGAUUCCUACCAGAAGGCGAGGCAGAGCAUGGCACAGGCAGAGGAGGAGACUCGCAGCCGGAGCGCCAUAGUCAUUAAACCUGGGGGGAGAUAUGUAGGCAAAAAGGUUCAGGUGCGUAAACCUGCACCAGGAGCUUCCGAUGCUGUUCCCUCCAGGAAGCGCCCAACGCCAGUCAACCUUGCCAGUGCAAUAAAGAGAGGCAAUAGUGCGAUUUCCCAGAGACCCUUCAAAGAUAGGGUUGUGCACUUACUGGCACUAAAGCCUUAUAAGAAACCUGAACUUAUUCUCAGAUUGCAGAAGGAUGGACUUUCUCAGCAGGACAAGGAUUUGCUGGAUAACCUUCUGCAACAGGUGGCAAAUCUGAGUGCCAAGGACAGCACUUUCACACUGAAAGAUUGUGUAUACAAAGAAGUGCAGAAGGACUGGCCUGGCUACUCAGAAGGAGAUCAGCAGUUGUUGAAAAGGAUCCUCGUUAGGAAGCUGUGCCAGCCCCAGAACAGCAGCGCUUUCCAGGGAGAAGCUCCUUCCCUGAGCCCUCCGAAGGAUACCCUCAACUCCAGCUCUCCCCCUCAGAAGCGACCCUUACCUGCGGAGUUCAUCGACCCCCUGGCCAACAAAAAGCCCAGGAUCUCGCAUUUGGCUCACCGAGCGCAGCCCACUCUGAACGGGAAGCUGAAUUCCUCCAACGGGAAGGACAGCCUGGCCCCCCCUGCCCUGCCCGUGCCUCUGCCCGAGCCCGUGGGCUCCAGCUCCUCCCUGCCGGCCCUGGAGCUGCCCCGGCCUCACGACCCCCUCGCCGAUGUCAGCAACGACCUGGCUCACAACGGCAGAGACUGUGAGAGCACGGAGCCUCCCGAGAGACUGAGCCACCCCCUGCCCACAGACUGUGCCCAGAGCAGCAAACACAACUGCGGCUCCUACGUCAAAUCCAAGAAAAAAUCCAAAAAGCACAAAGACAAGGAGAAGGAGAGGAAGGAGAAGAAGAGCGAGGAGAAGUGCAAAGAGGAGAAGCAGAACUGUGAAGUAAUAAAAAAUGCUGACUUAGUUAGUGUUCCCCAGGAGCAGGUCCCAGGUUUAAAUGGAACAUGCAAUAAUUCUAGUGUACCAACAUCAACUUCAGAAAUGCCAGAUUAUUUAUUAAAAUACGCAGCCAUUUCCUCCUCGGAGCAGCGUCAGAGCUACAAGAACGACUUCAAUGCGGAGUACAACGAGUACCGGGACUUGCACGCCCGGAUAGAGCGGAUAACCCGACGGUUCACCCAGCUGGACGCCAAGCUGAAGCAGCUUCUGCAGGGCUCUGAGGAGUACAAGACCAUCCACGAUCAAAUUUUACAGGAAUAUCGGAAAAUUAAAAAGACAAACCCCAAUUACAGCCAAGAGAAGAACCGCUGCGAAUACCUCCACAACAAACUGGCCCACAUCAAAAAACUGAUAGCAGAGUAUGACCAGCAGCAGUUUUAGCUGCCACUCACCCCUGGACUGGGUAGGGCAAACCAAAAUCCAGUCACCCUGGACGUUACGUUCCCUUUUGUACGCCCAAAAUCCCUUUCAGAGACGAGCAUUAAUUCCUCGUGGUUGAAGAACUUGGGGAUGACUUUAAGAUGCCAGAUCUGUCAUGUCCACGUCCAGCACGCUCCUCCCGAGUUUUUAAGCCUCUCUGAAUGUUGGAAUGUAACAAAUGGAUAACAAAAACAAACAAACAAAAAAAAAAAACAAACAAAAAAAAAUCUGCUUAUUUGAAGCCAGCGUUUGACACUUAAGGGAAAACUUGCCUAAAGUGACCGAAGCUCCCAAAGGUUAAGAAUCUGUAGUUUUCAUGGAUUAAAAGUUUGGCAUGAAGUUGUAAUUCCCCAGCUCCACGUGGGUUACAAAUUGUCCUACAAAUGGUGAGGAACUGGAAUUGCUGCUAGGACUGUUUGGAAUGAGAGCUGUCUGCUCCCGGCUCCGCGGAAAUACACCACGUUCCCUGAGCUCUGCUUGUCUGGCCCUGCUUUGUCCUUGUCACCUCGGGCUUGGGGGGUGGUGGUGGCAGCACAGGGGGUCCCCCGGGGCUCAGCACCUUGGUCAGGGCAGAGGUGGAUCCCAAAAAAACCCCACAAACCCCAAAACCCCUUAUUUUUUUUUUAAUCUGCUUUGUGCAUUUGGGUGCAAACCUCCUGCCCAGUCUGCCCAGUUCACCUCCAGCUACCAGUGCUGGGAAGAUGAGACCCAUCUGGCUUUGACUUUUCUAAUUUUCUACCAAGGCAGCCAAUUUUAUUAAUUGCUAAUGAGACUGUGGUCUAUUUUUGUAUCAAAGAAAAAAGCAUCUUUUUUCUAAAACUGUGCCUCCCUUUUCCUUUUAGGCCAAGUGCUUGGGACCCUUUCCUUGCAGUAUUACUAAAAGUGACCCAGGAGUCACCCAGAGGAGUGACUUUGUCCCUUGAUCCAUGAGAGGAGGGUGGGGGGUGCUCUGCUUUCUCCUGGGAUAUUUCUGUUGUGUCUUUGCAAGGCAGCAGCAAAUCCUUGUGAGAGCAGCAAGGUGCUGUUUUCCCACGCGGAUCCCUUCCACUGGCGUGCUUUAUCUCAGCCAGCUUCUCCCUGCAGUCCUGCUUCCUGAUUGUUUAUUUAAUUCUUUACUUUGGAUUGAAGGGAACGUUUUAGAGUAUGGCCAGGGUGUGAGAAACGCUCCAAAAAGCACAAAGGUGUCCUUUAACUCUGCUGCUCCUUUCUUUCUCUCCCCUCUCCCCUUUUUAAUCCUGCCAGCCUGUGGGACUUGACUUCUUCCCGCUUCCGUUUAUCUCAGAGUAAAGGAUUCCUUCCCUGUGGAGUCUCCUUCCCUUGGAGGUUGCACUGAGGAGCCUUUCACCCUUUGAAGGAGAGGAAUGGCAGAGUUAAGGAGGGAAACACUUCGUACAACAAGGAGUUAUUUUGAGUUUGUUUGGUUUUUUUUUCCCCCCCUUGCCCCAAACAAAACGUGGGUCCUUCUGCUGUAUGAAAAAUAGGAGAUAAAAUUGCUAAUUCUUAUUAUAUUAUAAUUUCACUGUUGUCACACAGCCAGGGCCACUGCUUUUGCUUUGUCACUUUAUUCUGAGGUCUCUCCCUGUGCAUCCGGCGCUCAGCAGGGCUUUGCCAUCCCCGUUCUCCGAGGGAAGGGUGACAGCCAGGGUGACACGGUGGCCCUUGGAGUGCCACCAGGUGCUGAGCCCCACACCUGCGGAGAAGGGGGUGGGAGGAGGAGCACAGGGGGAGCACCCCAGAACCCCCCAGGGCGUUAAUUCCUGCUGGGAGGGAAUGCCGGGGUCAGGAAUGCUUCGCUCCCAUCCCUUCCUCCCCACAUCGGGGCUGGAGGUCGGGGAGGUGGGGCAGCCCCACACCUGCCCCUGGAGCUUCUGCAGGAAGGAGUUUUUGUCUGGGAAUCCGUGAAUUCCAUCCGGCCUGGCCUGGGCCCUGGGGAUGAGGGAUGAGGGGGGAUGAGGGGUCCUGGCACGUCCCAAACCCUCAGCCCCACUCUGGGAUUGGCACUGCACAGCCCUGCCGGGAUUUUUGGGUGGAAAAGGGGGAAUUUCCCCAGUGCUGGGGGCUCUGGGGGCUUCGUUGGACUGCUGAGGAGGCGGAACUCGGGAUGGCAGAAGAGGCAGCAGCUGCAAACCCAGGAUGAGUAAAUUCUUCCGUGGAAACACUUCUCCUGAUCCUUAAUAUUUUGAAAGGAGGGGUUUUUUUUGUUGUUGUUGCUUGGGGAGGGGGGGGGAUAGAGAUGGAUCUCAAUCUUUAUACAUCUGCUAUAAGAUAUUUUUGCAAACAGAGUUGUAUACAAAGAUGUAUUGUGUACAUUUACAUGUAUAUUCUGGAACUUCUAAAAAUUUGAAUAUUAAAAAAACCCUGAAAAUAUUUAAUUAAUUAUCCAAACUGUGAGACCCAAUUAGCAUCCACCAACUUCCUGCUUCACUUUUCUUUUGGACUGUGUUAAAGAAUUGUAGUCGAAUCUGCCUUUUUUUUUUUUUUCUUUUUUUUUUUUUCUUUUUAGAGACAAUGAAGCUUAGGCAAAAUUUUGUGCUUUUUGGGUUAAUAGAAACCAGUUCUAGGUGAUUUAAGUAUGAUCUUAACUUAUUGAUACUGUGUUUUACUUUGUAAUAUUGUACUGUGGAUAAAAACUAUAUUGAGCCAUGGAGUUGGAGUUUACAAAAGAGCUUUUCACUUUGCCAAAAUGUUACAAUUUCAAGGCAGCAUAGUCUUCAGCUUUCCUAAUCUUUUUUCUUAAGAGCUAGUGUCCUUUUUUUGUACACUAAAAAAGCUGAAUGCUGAUUUUGCAACAUAUAAUAAAUUCACUGUAUUGGAAAACAA